AUGGAGCCUCGCGCCCGCGCUGCCAAAAAUGUUGGCAAGAUGAACUUUAGCCAUAACGAGCUCGCGCAGCUUCUUUACGCCCAUGGAGACGUGCGCAACCCGCUUCCCGAGACGAUCCGCGUCCUCGACGAGAUAGUAACCGAGUUCAUCCAAGGCAUGGCGUUUGAAGCGACCCGGGCGGCCAACUAUGCCGGUCGCCAGAAGGUUAAAUACGAGGAUUUCGAGUUUGCUUUCCGCAAGAACGACGCCUUCCUGGGCAAGGUCCAGGAGGUAUUUGAGAAGAAGGGCGAGAUUGACUCUGCGAAGAAGAUUUUUACCAAGGACGAUGAGGCAGUGCUUAUGAAAGACGCAGCGGACCAGGAGAAUAAGCAUAAGGACAAGCCUGCCAACGGGCAAGAGGAUGCUGGCGGCUCAUCUGCGGAUGCUGCUGCUAAGCAGGAGGAGGAAUUAGGCGAGGCGGACGAUGAUGCGGAUGCAGAGAGCGAAAUCGCUGGACGGCCGGCAAAGCGGGCGAGACUUGACGGAGAAAGCAAGUGA
Molecule: messenger RNA, 537 nt
Organism: Colletotrichum truncatum
Lineage: Eukaryota; Fungi; Ascomycota; Sordariomycetes; Glomerellales; Glomerellaceae
Product: transcription initiation factor IID
Biological process (GO): RNA polymerase II preinitiation complex assembly; transcription by RNA polymerase II
Cellular component (GO): transcription factor TFIID complex
Molecular function (GO): protein heterodimerization activity
Source: RefSeq, a predicted model, not a curated record